Messenger RNA from Lytechinus variegatus (green sea urchin), 3497 nucleotides. Its product is annotated as putative methyltransferase C9orf114. Gene Ontology annotation, biological process: maintenance of centrosome location; G protein-coupled receptor signaling pathway; miRNA processing. Bases 124 to 1836 code for a protein of 570 amino acids. Gene Ontology annotation, molecular function: miRNA binding; DNA-binding transcription factor activity; G protein-coupled receptor activity. Gene Ontology annotation, cellular component: mitotic spindle; kinetochore; membrane. The transcript is spliced from 16 exons. Lineage: Eukaryota; Metazoa; Echinodermata; Echinoidea; Temnopleuroida; Toxopneustidae. The record is from RefSeq and is a predicted model, not a curated record.
AUGAUAACCACUUUUAGUCCCAUUAGGGAGGACGCGUUUGCUACCAGGAAGGCUAAAUUAUGUGCGACUCAAAGACAAGGAAUACGCAGGUUACCAGUACUUUAGCCUUAUCGAUGCCACGUGAUGGCUGCACAAGUCCAUUUAGGAUUGCCAAAAUUUGAUGUAAAGCUGGGACCAAAUUUUGGCUAUGUUUUUACGAAAGAAGCGGUGGAGGAAAUGAUAAGGCAUCAUGAGGUGUCAACAUUUUCCUCGUUUACAAUCCAGCAGACGAGAUGCACGGCCGCUGCCAAAGAAGGGCCAGGAACAGGAGAUAAAGGUGGUCCAAGGAUAUACUGGCAAGAUGUUGCAACCAGUAAAUUUUCAGUGCCUGCUGCAGCAAUCCCUUUUGAUGGUAUACCAUACACCUAUGUAUCAAGGCUGCUAUAUGAGUGUCACCAUGGGAAGGAUUGGAAGGAAAAGCAAAAACUUCUCAAGCAAGAUCAACGCAAACAGGUGGGAGAACAUGGCUAUGUUGGCACUAAAUCCAGGAGACUCAUCCAACCUACAAAGAAAUUGAAUUGUCCAGCAAAACUUAUUGUCAAGGAAGUUUUUAAAUAUCCAGAUUUCAAGAUAUCGCAAGACACAAAACACAACAGAGUGGUCAAUUCUUCAAAAUUACGAUCUGCUCUUGCAAAUGUUCCUGUGUCAUCUGAAAGGAGAUACUAUAUCUACUUGCCUAAUAAUGAUGAUCAUAAGGGUACACAUGUUAUUGGUGAGGCAAUGGAACAGAACCACUGGAAGAAGGAAGUCAAAGAACGGAAGAAGAAGAAGCGGGAAGAGAGAUUGAUCCGACUAGCUGAACAACAAAUACGAGAAAAGAAAGACUUCUCAUCUAAUGGAAAGGAAGAGAAGGAAGAAGAUAAUCAAGGCAGGCCAUGGACUUUGUCUAUUGCACUUCCUGGAUCUAUACUAGACAAUGCACAGUCACCAGAGCUGAGAACAUACUUGGCUGGGCAGAUUGCCAGAGCUGUAACCAUCUUCAACAUUGAUGAGAUAAUCAUCUUUGAUGAGUCUGGAGCUGCAGCUAGAGAAAACACGGAUGGAGUCUUUAGCGGUAUUGGCAAGAAAGGGAAUGCUAACGUCCAGUUGGCAAGGAUCCUACAGUAUCUGGAAUGUCCUCAGUAUUUGAGAAAAAUCUUCUUUCCAAGACACAGUGACUUACAGUAUGCAGGUCUACUGAACCCCCUGGACAGCCCACAUCAUGUCAGAGCCAAUGAGGAGGUAGCUUACAGAGAGGGUGUGGUGGUAGACAGACCGGUAGCUAAGGGGCGUGGCUCUCUUGUCAAUGUUGGACUCUACAAGGAAGUUGAGAUCGACAAGAAGCUGCAGGCAGGGCUCAGAGUGACGGUCAAGAUGAAUGCAAAGAAGGAAGCUUCGUCCAAGCUCUCUCCGUGUAAAGUGGUAUCCCCCUCUGCACCAAGGCUUGAGGCUGGUCUGUACUGGGGGUACUCUGUCAGGCUAGCAUCAAGUCUAGGGGCUGUUUUCACGGGAUGUCCAUUUUCAGCCGAUGGGUACGAUCUUACCAUUGGGACAUCGGAACGCGGGACAACAGCGGAUGAGGUGGCUCUACCUUACUUCAAACAUGGAUUAAUUGUCUUUGGUGGUGUUCAAGGUCUGGAAUUCAGCUUGGAGAUGGAUCAAGCAUUACUGGUCUCAGAUCCCAGUGUGUUGUUUGAUCACUAUGUCAAUGUAUGUCCAAACCAAGGGAGCAGAACUAUUAGAACAGAGGAGGCUGUACUGAUCACCAUGGCAACACUAAGACCCAAGAUUCUCAGUGCUCAAGAUUCGAAUAGAUGACGAAAAUGUCUUUGACAAUUAUUGUACCGACAAAACGGGACUUUCUCAUCAGCCAGGGGGAGGAUUCAUUUUCAUGUAGCCAUUCAUCGGUGGUUUUUAGUUUUUUACCGAUAUUGCAAAAAGCUACUGAAAAUCUUUGCACCUGAUUGGCUGAAACCAAUCUCUGCAGUGAAAAUAAUUGAUGAGAUGCUUCAUGAAAGGCUUUCCAUAUUGUCUCUGUGGAGGACUGUUUUCAUAUUCUGAUGUCUCUAGGAACCAAUGCUUCGUUCAUCAUUAUUGUAUGGACUUGAAUUUGACAGAGACAUACUGAGACUCUAAAUAGAAAUAAUGGAUGGCUAUAUCCUGGACCCAAUAGCCUGAAGAAAUGAUGCCUACUUUUCGCCAUUAUCUUCAUUCCAGUAUUGAUACAAACUUCUCCAUAUUUUCCUUCAUCCUAAUUUCAGUUGUAUUGCCUUGGUCAAGGAUAAAUAGAAGCAAGACAGAUGAGCAGAAUCGAGCGAAGUUUUUUUUGUGGGAGGCUUUGACAUUAGCCAGUCAAAAUUAAAACUUUAGGGUUGUAACUUUUCAACUUUAGAUGAUAAUUUAAUGGCAAAAACCUGUUCACUUACAUGGUCUAAUUAGAAGCUGAAUCGGUGAUAUUUGGUGGCAAUAUCAAUCACCAUUGUGCCAUAUGCAUGUUACCAUUGCAGAUUGUACCAAAAAAAUUGUUUAUUUAUCUAUGCAUAUAAAAAAACUCUUUGAUACUUGAAUGAGAUAUGGUUAAUAUGACAUAAUGUAUAUGUUAAAUUAAUUUCCUUUUUUUUUGCUUUUUAAUCCCAUGGGGAUUGCCAGAAUUAUGCAGAAAAUAUUGGCUCUAUUCUCUUAUGUAUUCCCCAAUCAAAUUUUGCCUUUCAUAUGUUCUGUUUCUCUUUAUUCAUUUUAAGUAACUCUAAAUGUUUAUGUGAUGUAAGUGCAGUUUUUAGUACAGGUUCAUAAGAUUAUGAAGCAUUUCCUUUGUUUACUCGUUUGAGUUGUAGUUACGACUGUAUUUUGCCUAUACUUGUUGGGUUCAGGGUGACCAGACGUCCCGUAUUUCCCGGGAUUGUCCCAUAUUUUGCUCCUUUGUCCUGGCGUCCCGACAAACCCUUCCCGGCUCGCCUAUUUGUCCUGUAUUUUAGAAAAUUGAACAAAAUGUAGUUAAUACUUUUGAAAGUGACAAAUUUUCUUUAAAUAACCAACAGAUGACGAAGGAGAGACAACAAUAAAAUCAAUAACUAGACCUUUGGAAGUUCUGCGGUGAUUUCCUUGCUAAAUUGUAUUCAAUACAUUGCAAACUGGCCUCCUGCCUGUGUUUGGCAGGUACUGGCUAGGCAAAUAGGAUCGAUGGUGCUAACAAUGACUUGAUAAACAGUUUUCCACCAAAAUAAUCACAAAAUCGGCGGGAAAUUUGUAUAAUUAUAUUAUGGAUUCUCAGGUUACUGAUUUGGAGAUGUAAUCGGAGAGACAAGUUAUGAGAUUUCAUAACUAGAUCUAGUUGUUUCAGCUUUCGUUGUGUAUCAUGCCGCGAUGUUAUCAAAUUGUUAAGUUGACAAUGCCUCACUUCGAAAUUUUAUUCAUUUCUGAAACAUUUUCCAAUUUUUUUAAAUAUACUAAAAAACACCAAAUAUUGUGAUUUUUUUGUU